Molecule: messenger RNA, 1391 nt
Organism: Salarias fasciatus (jewelled blenny)
Lineage: Eukaryota; Metazoa; Chordata; Actinopteri; Blenniiformes; Blenniidae
Gene: psmc5
Product: proteasome 26S subunit, ATPase 5
Exons: 13
Coding region: 20-1273 (417 amino acids)
Molecular function (GO): ATP hydrolysis activity; ATP binding
Source: RefSeq, a predicted model, not a curated record
CGGAAGUCGAAUUGCCAAGAUGGAGGUGGACGGCAUUGAUCAUAUAAAGAGUACACCAAGCAAAAAUCGUGACAUAAUGGAAAUAGGGGACAGUAAAGGCGGCUCGGGCCUUCGACAGUACUACUUGUCUAAGAUAGAGGAGCUACAGCUGACAGUGAACGAUAAGAGUCAGAACCUCAGACGUCUGCAAGCACAGAGGAAUGAGCUCAACGCUAAAGUGCGUCUCCUUCGGGAGGAGUUGCAGUUACUACAGGAGCAAGGAUCGUAUGUGGGAGAAGUGGUCAGAGUCAUGGACAAAAAGAAAGUGCUGGUCAAGGUGCAUCCAGAAGGCAAAUUUGUUGUGGAUGUCGACAAGAACAUUGAUAUCAAUGAUGUGACUCCAAAUUGCCGUGUGGCCCUGCGUAACGACAGCUACACCCUGCACAAGAUCCUGCCCAACAAGGUGGACCCGCUGGUCUCCCUCAUGAUGGUGGAGAAGGUGCCGGACUCCACCUACGAGAUGAUCGGUGGCCUGGACAAGCAGAUCAAGGAGAUCAAAGAAGUGAUCGAGCUGCCCGUCAAGCAUCCAGAGCUGUUCGAAGCUUUGGGCAUUGCACAGCCAAAGGGUGUGCUCCUGUACGGACCGCCGGGCACAGGGAAGACCCUGCUGGCCAGAGCUGUGGCCCACCACACCGACUGCACCUUCAUCAGGGUGUCGGGCUCUGAGCUGGUCCAGAAGUUCAUUGGAGAGGGUGCCCGUAUGGUGCGUGAGCUGUUCGUCAUGGCGAGAGAGCACGCCCCCUCCAUCAUCUUCAUGGACGAGAUCGACUCCAUCGGCUCGUCCCGCCUGGAGGGCGGCUCAGGGGGCGACAGCGAGGUGCAGAGGACCAUGCUGGAGCUGCUCAAUCAGCUGGACGGGUUCGAGGCAACCAAGAACAUCAAGGUCAUCAUGGCCACAAACCGGAUCGACAUCUUAGACUCAGCUCUGCUCAGGCCCGGCCGGAUCGACAGGAAAAUUGAGUUCCCGCCUCCCAAUGAAGAGGCCCGUCUGGACAUCCUGAAGAUUCACUCCAGGAAGAUGAACCUAACGCGCGGCAUUAACCUGAGGAAGAUCGCAGAGCUCAUGCCCGGAGCCUCUGGGGCCGAGGUCAAGGGCGUUUGCACUGAGGCCGGGAUGUACGCUCUGAGAGAGAGGAGAGUCCACGUCACCCAGGAGGACUUCGAAAUGGCUGUGGCAAAGGUGAUGCAGAAGGACAGCGAGAAGAACAUGUCUAUCAAGAAGCUAUGGAAGUAAAAAGGCCUUGUGAAUUCCUGAACACAACACACCAACAUAUGUAUAUUUUCUUCUUUUGUUUAUGGUUUGUAAUUGUUACUUACGUCAUGGACAGUAAAUAAAUGAUUUUCCCCCAAGA